AUGGACCGAUCUUUGCAAGUAUAUAUCUGUAUGUAUCCAUAUUUAGAUGGCAGCAAGCAAUAUAGAUUUGAUGAGCUUAUAUCAUUUUAUCGUCCUUGUCCAAAAAGUCUUGAUAACAUUAAAAGUCACUACCGUCAAAUCCAUCAUCAAAUCCGCCGUCGAACCCACCAGCAUCAUCAAAUCCGCCGUCGGACCCACCAGCAUCAUCACCGUAGUAAUUGUUCUCGACAACGACAGUGUCUGGUCCGUCAUAGUUGUGGUCGUCAAAUGCGUGUUCUAGCAUAG
Saccharomyces cerevisiae S288C is the source of this 285-nucleotide messenger RNA. It is a transcript of the gene AUA1, whose product is annotated as Aua1p. The coding region runs from base 1 to 285 and encodes 94 amino acids. The transcript has a single exon. The record is from RefSeq and is marked reviewed. Lineage: Eukaryota; Fungi; Ascomycota; Saccharomycetes; Saccharomycetales; Saccharomycetaceae.